This is a messenger RNA of Drosophila albomicans, 937 nucleotides long. It is a transcript of the gene GstT3, whose product is annotated as glutathione S-transferase theta-1. Gene Ontology annotation, biological process: glutathione metabolic process. The coding region runs from base 17 to 823 and encodes 268 amino acids. The transcript is spliced from 4 exons. NCBI's taxonomy places the organism in Eukaryota, Metazoa, Arthropoda, Insecta, Diptera, Drosophilidae. Gene Ontology annotation, molecular function: glutathione transferase activity. Gene Ontology annotation, cellular component: cytoplasm. The record is from RefSeq and is a predicted model, not a curated record.
CAAUUCGAACUCAAAAAUGGCGUCACAUUUGGCCGGUUUACUUGGUCUAAGCAAUGAUGAGGACAACGUUGUUCCAUUUACGCCGAAGAAAGGAUUGCGUGGUACUCGUAGGCAGGUAACAAAUCUGGAUGUUGAAAAGAUGUCUUCGCUGCGCUUCUAUUAUGAUCUAAUGUCACAGCCCUCGCGGGCAUUGUUUAUCAUAUUUCGGCUAAGCGGCAUGCAGUAUGAGGAUUGUGUUGUUCAACUUCGGAAUGGUGAACAUCUGACAGAUGAGUUCAAGCACAACAUCAAUCGGUUUCAGCGUGUGCCCUGCAUCAAUGACAAUGGCUACAAGCUGGCCGAAAGUGUUGCCAUCUUGCGGUAUCUCAGUGCCAAGGGCAAGAUCCCCGAGCAUCUGUAUCCCAAGUAUUUUGUGGAUCAGGGACGUGUCGAUGAGUUCCUCGAGUGGCAGCACAACACGAUCCGUGUGACUUGUGCCCUCUACUUCCGUACGAUCUGGCUUGAUCCAUUGCUGACCGGGCGCACACCCACAGAGGCGAAGAUCGAGACAUUACGCAUCCAUAUGGAACGCAAUCUGGAUAUCAUCGAAGAGGUUUGGCUGGCCAAAAGUGAAUUCCUAACGGGCUCCUCGCUCACAGUAGCCGAUAUAUUUGCUGCUUGCGAAAUUGAACAGACACGCAUGGCCGACUACGAUGUACGUAUCAAGUAUCCGAAGAUACGUGCGUGGCUAAAACGCGUUCGACAAUCCUGCAAUCCCCACUAUGAUACGGCUCAUCAUUUUGUUUAUAAGAUAUCGGGCACUGGACCACAAGCCAAGCUUUAAAUGCAUUUAAAUAACAUUAUUUUGUUUUGUAAAUAUCGUAUUAUACAUAUCAUCGUUAUGGUUAAGUUAUUUCAUCGUUAAAGCGUAGCAAAUAAAUGUACAAAUGAUUGGAUA